This is a messenger RNA of Endocarpon pusillum Z07020, 2490 nucleotides long. RefSeq lists its product as uncharacterized. Gene Ontology annotation, biological process: regulation of DNA-templated transcription; alcohol metabolic process. The coding region runs from base 1 to 2490 and encodes 829 amino acids. The record is from RefSeq and is a predicted model, not a curated record. The transcript has 4 exons. Gene Ontology annotation, molecular function: zinc ion binding; DNA-binding transcription factor activity; alcohol dehydrogenase (NADP+) activity. NCBI's taxonomy places the organism in Eukaryota, Fungi, Ascomycota, Eurotiomycetes, Verrucariales, Verrucariaceae.
AUGCCUUCCUUCACCGUCUUCAAGGGCCAGCAGAGCGGCGUCCCCAAGAAGAGCACCACCACCAAGCCUGACCAGCUCACUGGUGACAACGUCUUCAUCAGAGUCACAGCCUCUGGAGUAUGUGGAACCGAUCUGCACUAUAAAGGUGCGGACAUGGUUCUCGGCCACGAAGGCAUCGGCAUCGUCGAGACCGUCGGCCCAGCGUGCCACUUCUUGAAGCGAGGCGAUCGCGUCGGCUGGGGCUAUGAAGUCGACAGUUGCGGCCACUGCAUCGAAUGCCUCGAGGGAGCUGAAACCUUCUGCCCCGAUCGUGCUAUAUACGGCGUUUCGAAUCUCGACCAAGGCAGCUUUGCUACCCAUGCCAUCUGGCGAGAGUCAUUCCUCUACCCCAUCCCCCAGGGUCUUAGCGACAUCGACGCCGCUCCCCUCCAAUGCGGCGGCGCUACCACCUUCGCCGCCCUCCAAGGCAUCAAGCCCAGCGACACAGUCGGUAUCAUGGGCGUCGGGGGGCUCGGCCAUCUAGCGAUUCAGUUUGCGGCCAAGAUGGGCUGCCGCGUGGUGGUCCUCUCAGGCUCCGAUAGGAAGAAGGCCGAAGCCCUGCAGCUCGGAGCACACGAAUUCAUCGCCACCAAGGACGCCAAGAAGCUUGAGGUCUCAGCGCCAAUCAACCGAUUACUCGUCACUGCAGCGGUGCCGCCGAACUGGGAACUGAUUCUGCCCAUCAUGGCUCCCCGAUCGGCCAUUUACCCGCUCUCGGUCUCGUCUGGCAACCUGGAAAUUCCUUACAUGGGGCUGAUUCUACAAGGGAUCUCGGUGCAGGGGUCACUCGUGGCCCCGAGGAACCAGCACCGCAAGAUGUUGGAGUUUGCGGCGCUGCACCAGGUCAAGCCGGUUGUCGAGACGUUCCCCAUGACGGAGGAGGGCAUCAAGCAGUCGAUGGAUAGAUUGGAACGCGGCGAGGUUAACUACCGUGCUGUCCUAAUACCGAAAAGUACCCCCCCAGGAUAUGGAGGACUUCUAGUCUCUUUCCCUCCACCACCUUCUAUCUCGUCCUCACCAGGCAAGAUAGAACCGACAGCAUUGUCUAAGUUCCAAAACUCCACUCAAACCAACACCACUUCACAGUCUCUCUUCGGAGAAAUUGUGAACUUCAGCCCCGUCUCUAAGCGUCGCUCAAGUUCCGCUUCACCAGCAACCAUUUCCCUGUUCGACUUUACGUCGUUCAUCACGGAUUAUCAAGCAUCAUGGCAUCAUCAAUCCCCACCCCAACUUGCUUCGGCUACACCUCUGUCCCAGAACAGCUUCCAACAGGACUUCGAAUUGUUCGGUCCGGCACCGGCGACCCAACUGACCCCUCAGCACUCGCGUGCUCAGGCGACCUCGAGUACAGCCCCUAAUCCGCAGACCGCCUUCCCUAAUCAUCGACAUCUGUCCUUGAACAGCCAAUAUCAGUCUGCCGGGCCUAUAUCAACGUCUUUCAUCAAUCGGUCAAAUUCAAAUUCCUCGGCACAGAAGCCACAUCUGUACGCUUCCAACGCCGCUUCUACACCCACAUUGCACCAGCAAAAGAGGACUCGUCCUCCAGUUCCACCCUUUCACAGCCAUAGCACAGGAUCACUUCAUUCACAAACAAAUCAAAUCGGUUCGCAGCGCAGGAUACAGGCCACUUCAAUUCCUCCACAAGGUGAAUCAUUUCUCACUCACUCCAUUUCUGAUCCACCACUAAACGGACCUUCACCAGAUAUGAAUCUCUUCGAUGAUAUUUCCCUCCCUGCCCCGGGUGAUUCCCUCGACUCAUCAAAUACAAUGUUUUCAGACUCCAACAUAGACUUCGCUUCGUCCUGGACAGCCAUCAACGCUUCCGGGACGGCGCAGGCAACAACCAACACUGGCACCGUCUCUCCAAAAGACAUCAUGAGCGAGUCGAUUGCCAUGUCUGCGCCCUCCUCCACUGCCUUCCCUAACCUAAGUACGCCAGGUUCGGGAUACUUGGAGUCACCCUACCUCGGCAAUAGCAGCCUCGACACCUCACCAAUGAACGCAGAUGGUGCCCUUGAUGCCGAGCUUGAUUUCAGCAGCGGCUACACCUCUCUCUUCCCAGACGCCAAUGAUCAUCUCAACAAGCUCAACCUUCAAGCCAACACGAGCUUCACGUCCGCUUCAUCUGGCUACAAUGCUUCUUCACCUAUGGUUCGCCAGAAGUCCUCCCCUGGGCGUCCACCGUCCUCCACUCAUGGUCGUCAGCACUCGGUGACCAGUGGUGUUAGGCCAUCGAAGCAGAACAAGCCUUUACCAGAUAUCGUCCUUGAUCCAAAUCGGGACUCCAAGGAAGACUUGAAGCGAAAAAAGAAUACCGCUGCUGCACGGAAGUCUCGCCAGAGGAAGCUAGAGAGCGCUGAAGCACUACAGACCGAAAAUGAGAGAUUGCACGAGGAAGUUGCGAGACUUAAGCAGAUUGUCUACAGCUUAGGAGGAUCCCCCGAUUUGUGA